CUAUCCACAUUCACACGGCGUCGGAGCGGGUGCCACUGCCUCCUAAUCGUCCGAGAGAUUUUGGUGCCCCUUGAAGACUAGAGGCACUAGCAGCUUCUUCUCGCGUCUCGACAUUUUCACAGCUACCACCAUCUACGUGCACAGUUUCCCGCAGUAGGGCCGAGCUUGGACAUGGCAGUUCCAAUCAAGUUGUUCUUGGUCGUGCAAGUACUGGUGGCGGUUGUGUUGCUGAAUGGCGGGCCAGUUGCAGACGCGUUCGUCUUCGACAGAAAGUCCUGUGGCGCCGUGCCCAGCAACAACUAUGCCUACGAUGAAAGUCUGGCUAAACGAAUGAUGGCGUAUAGCGCCUCGGCCUAUGUGAAGCACCCGCGUAUCCUCCAGGACUGGACCUGCACGCUGUGCAAAUCUGUGCUCAAAGGCUUCCAGCCAUUCCGUGUCAUUGAGACGGAUGAUUUGCUCUCGUAUAUGGGCUAUGAUAGCACACUCCGUAUGAUCGUGGUUGUGUUCCGCGGGACGGUAGGCCCGGGCAGGUUCACCGCGUUCGUCAAGAACUGGAUCCUCAACGCCAGCUUUAAGAAGGUCAAGCCCACGCGCCUGGGCUUGUCCGUGCCGGGCGAGGUGCACGACGGGUUCUACAACGGCUACGUGGGCAUGCAGACUCAAAUCAUCUCAGCGCUCCAGCACUUGCAGGCCCAGCACCCCCGCGCCGGCCUCUACGUAACGGGACACUCCCUAGGCGCGGCCCUUGCUACCAUAGCAACGAUGGACUUCUACUCCAAAGGCGUCAGCACCAAUCCGAUCAUGAUCAACUUCGGCUCGCCGCGCGUCGGAGACAAGUGCUUUGCGAAGUACUUUUCGGAGAAAAUCACGCGCAGUAUUCGCGUGGUGCAUAGCAAGGACAUCGUCACGCACGUGCCACCCGAGAUAACGGGCUACCAACACGUGAGUCGCGAAGUCCAGGACAAAACCACCUGGGACCAUCGGGUCUAUCUCGGCUACCGCGGCAUCAGUGCCAGACGCCGCAAAUAGAUGUAACACCACGCUCCCUCCGCAGCAACGGUCGGCGACCGCAAGGGGAACCGGAACGGCUCCUGGCCGAUGCACCGAAAUUCUGAAUCAUUUGAACCAUGCAUACUCAUCUCUUGCACUUCUGCUGCAAUGACUAACCCCUUUCCAUUCCUACUGGAUUUUUCCUGUGCAAGAGGCGAAAUUUUACUAAUAGAAAUUGCAAUCACGCGGUCACUGCA
Molecule: messenger RNA, 1247 nt
Organism: Sycon ciliatum
Lineage: Eukaryota; Metazoa; Porifera; Calcarea; Leucosolenida; Sycettidae
Exons: 1
Coding region: 172-1029 (285 amino acids)
Biological process (GO): lipid metabolic process
Source: RefSeq, a predicted model, not a curated record